UUUUGAGUUUCACAUGUCGGCUGGAGCCGAGCUGUUUUGCUACAGAGCAUUAUGUCGUUUUGUGUGAAGUGUGCAGUGCCAUAGUCUUUUUACUAAUAAAGUAUGGAGACAAGUAUGCAUUCUUAAUCCAGAACAGUAAAAAGACUGGCUCUACAAGCACACAUGGCAACCAUGAAUCCAACAGAAGAGGACACAAGUGGUCGUCCCAGAAGGAAGAUCGUUUUGACAGAGACAGGAAGAGCUCUCUUCGAACAGUCUGUUUCAAAAUUUUGGACAACACUGAGAACUGUGCGUAGGAAGUUAGAAGCAGAGAUGAAAGAAAUGGCUACAGACUCUAAGGAAUCUUACCAUCUCCAACGAGAUAGACUGAUCAACCUCGCUAAAGAGUACUGCGGAGUUCAGGAAGAAUUGUUGGCCUUUCUGGAACGCUCUAAUACAAAGGAGAGUGAGAGAGAGAAAGCAUCACAGAACGUAGUGACAGACUUACUCAUGGACAAAGUUAGUGAGUUUGUGCGCGGGCUAGACUCAGAAAUGUCGUCCUUUGUGAUGAGUCCCAAGCCUGUGACAAUGAGGAGCCCUAAUCCUGUCCAAGUGAAGACUCCGAAGCCUAUACAGGUAAAGGCGGAGCCUCGGGAUUCCCCAAAGCCUGCGGAACAUGAAGACAGAAAGUCUAUUCGAUCAAGGAGAAGCGCUGGGUCUCAUCGAUCUGCUGCCUCUUCCAUCUCCUUGGCGCAGCAGCGUCUUGAAGCGGAGGAGACCAAGGCUAAACUGCAGUACGCACGGAAGGAAGCCAAACUACGUAAAGAGCAGGCAUCUAUUCAAGUGGACCUGGAAGUCCUUGACGCCGAAAGAGAUGCUGCUGUGGCAGAAGCGAAGCUACGUGCUCUUGAGAGCAUGGAACCGGACUACAUUUCUGUUUCCUCCGAAUCAGUGGCCGAACCUGUCGUAGAAGUCGAGGAUCCGAUUGAACGGGCAAGAAACUUUGUCGAAGGGAUUAGUCUACAGCCAGUAAAGACAACCUUAAAGGAACCUCUGACAGAAAUGUUGAACGAGGAAUCCCACAAAGCAACAGAGAAACUUAACAGCGAGUCAGUCAACCCAGUUACGAGAAUAUCUACACCUGUUCCCAAGGGAUUGGAAUCAUCCAAGAACACUGUGUUUGAUAUUUCAAGCUUUCUACUUAAGAAAGAACUCAUGAUCAAUAAGCUGGUCAAUUUUGACGAUAAACCUGAGAACUUUGUACCCUGGAAGACCAGUUUUAAGUCAGUUAUUCAGGAGGCAUCAGUUUCGCCCUCAGAAGAACUCGAUCUCCUCAUCAGAUGGUUGGGCCCUAGCUCCAAGGAACACGCUAAAAGCAUCCGAGCAGCAUCAAUAGGAAAUCCUACACAAGGCUGUGAGACCUUAUGGACUAGACUGGAGGAAAGAUACGGCUCACCUGAACUGAUCGAAACAGCAAUUAAGACCAAGCUUGCGAAUUUCCACCGACUCAGUGCGAACGAACCAAGACGGUUGUAUGAACUUUCAGAUAUUUUGAGCGAAACACUGGCGUUAAAGGAAAAUCCAAAAUACAAUCAACAAUUCAGUUAUUUUGACUCAUCAGUAGGAGUGCUUCCCAUUGUUCAGAAGUUAACAUCUGGUUUGCAGAAUAAGUGGACUUCUAAAGCCUCGAAGUACAAACAGACUCAUGGAGUUACUUACCCUCCAUUUACUAUAUUCUGUGAAUUUGUGAAGGAAAUGUCAACCAUGAUGAAUGACCCUGGCUUACAAGUGACUCAGGCUUUUGUCAAAGAGACACCAAGAUACAACCAGCAGAACUUCAAACCUGCAAAAUCAGUGAAUGUCAAGAAGACUGAUUUUAAAGACUCAGGAACAGACUUUAAGACCACAGGGAAGAGAUGCCCUAUCCACGAUGCUGAGCAUACCUUGAAUGAGUGCAGGGCUUUCAGGAAGAAAUCCGUUCGUGACCGGAAAUUAUUCCUCAGAGAACAUAACUUGUGUUACAGAUGUUGCGGAUCAGACACGCAUACGUUCAAGACCUGCCGCGCAGAUAUAAGAUGCGAGGAAUGUGAAAGUUCACAGCACCCUACAGCUCUCCAUCCACCUGAAAGCCAGAGACAGAAUGGCGGGGAGGGAGCAAACAUCCUCUCUAAGUGCACGGCGGUGUGUGGUGAACAGUUUACUGGACGUUCGUGUGCAAAGGCUGUACUUGUGGACGUAUAUCCGAAAGGAACCCCUUCACAACGUUUACGCAUCUAUGCUCUGAUUGAUGACCAGAGCAACACAACACUCGCAAGAUCAGAACUGUUUGACUUUAUGAAUGUGCCUCACUCACAGACACAUUUCUUUACACUUACCUCAUGUGCGGGCCGCAUACAGACGAGUGGUCGUAGGAUAUCAGGUCUGAUGGUAGCAACGACUGAUGGUUCUGUUGUGAUGGAACUGCCUACCAUUACAGAAUGUAAUGAAAUUCCCAAUGAGAAACAUGAAAUACCGACCCUUGAUGUAGUGAAACAUCACCCACAUCUUCAAGACCUACCUUUAGCUCCUAUGAAUCCACAAGCGGAAAUUCUACUACUCAUAGGACGUGAUCUACUGGAGGCCCAUUAUGUGCUGUCUCAGAGACUUGGACCUAAGAACUCACCCUUUGCGUUGCAGCUGAAACUAGGUUGGGUCGUCAUUGGAGAUGUAUGUAUCAACAAGUCGCAUAAACCAUCGACUAUCAAUGUGCUCAAGACUAACAUAGUUACCUGUGAACGUCAGUCGAUUUUUCAACCCUGUCCUAACAGUUUCCAUCUAAAGGAGGACAUCGCAUCCUGUCGAGACGAUGUUGGGUUCCACAUUUUCGAGCGGAACAGGGAUGAUGACGAAGUUGGGAUCUCUGUCGAAGAUCGCCAAUUCCUCAGGAUUAUGGACAAUGAGUUUGUGAAAGAUGAAGACGGGAGAUGGAAAGCUCCACUCCCUUUUAAGCUUUGUAGACCGCAGUUAGGGAACAACAGAAGUCAAGCGUUAAAGCGUGCGCUGAUGCUAGACAGGGAUUUGAAGCGGAACCCUAUAAAGAGGGAGCACAUGAUCACGUUUAUGAAAUCAAUCACAGAAAGCGACGCUUUAGAGAUUGCACCACCUGUUCCUCCAGGAAAAGAGUGCUGGUUUUUACCUCUUUUUGGAGUGUAUCAUCCACGAAAACCAGACAAAAUACGUGGAGUUUUUGACUCAUCAGUGAGUUAUGAAGGUCUCUCUCUCAAUAGUGUCUUACUGUCAGGACCUAAUCUAACGAAUGACUUGCUUGGUAUACUGUUACGUUUCCGUAUGGACAAAGUAGCCAUCAUGGCGGACAUCCAGCAGAUGUUUUACUCAUUCCUUGUUAGUGAAGAGGACAGAGACUUUUUGAGGUUCUUCUGGUACAAGAAUAACGACUCGGAUGAAGAACUUAUUGAGUACCGAAUGAAGGUUCACGUGUUUGGGAACACACCUUCACCGGCAGUGGCCACUUAUGGUCUACGGAAAACAGUAGAGAACGAAGAUAGUGAUGUAAGGAAUUACGUGAUGAAGAACUUUUAUGUGGAUGAUGGUCUUAUCUCCUUGCCCUCUAGUGCAGAAGCCAUUAGAUUGCUAAAGAAGACUCAGGUUGCGUUGAACAAUGCAAGAAUCAGACUCCAUAAGAUUGUGUCAAACGAUGUGGAAGUCAUGGAAGCUUUUCCAUCUGAGGACUUGGAAAAGAACUUAAUGUCACUGGACAUUGGAUCUGAUGAUUUGCCUGUCCAGCACCCAUAG
This is a messenger RNA of Magallana angulata, 3771 nucleotides long. RefSeq lists its product as uncharacterized. The coding region runs from base 163 to 3771 and encodes 1202 amino acids. The transcript has 2 exons. NCBI's taxonomy places the organism in Eukaryota, Metazoa, Mollusca, Bivalvia, Ostreida, Ostreidae. The record is from RefSeq and is a predicted model, not a curated record.